UAUAUAUAUAUACACACACACACAUAUAUGAAUAUUAUUAUAGAUUAAAACACUUUAUAAAGGAAAGGUAGGAAGACUUCUCAUCUUAUAGGAAAAGAGCCCAAAUUUGUGAUUAAUGUUUCAAAGUUCUUUGUUCAGAGCAUAGUUCUAAUUCUAAUAGGCUAAUCCAUACACUUUGUUUGUCAAGAAAGCUAGCUCUCAGAACUGUGAACGAGAGAAAUUAAGAGAUAUCAUGGCAUUAGAAGCUGUGGUGUUUCAGCAAGACCCUUUUAGUUAUGGCUGCAGAGACUUCCAUAGCUUUGGAGGAGAAAGUGGAACCUUCAGCUAUGACACUGCUUUUCAACAACAAGAAGAAAAAGCUUACUGUAGUACUGAAGAAACUCCUACUAAAAGUAGAGGCUUUGGUUUCAGUGCAGUGGUGCACCAACCCUUAAAGGAAUGGAACUCCAAGUCUUCCUCCCAAGAUAAUGUCUUUGUCACCGGUGGACUCCCUCCGGUGGAGUCUCCACUAGACGCCUCAUCUUUUAGGCGGAAGAGAAGGCGAACCAAAAGUGUCAAGAACAGAGAAGAAAUAGAGAAUCAGAGGAUGACUCAUAUUGCUGUUGAAAGAAAUAGAAGGCGGCAAAUGAAUGAUUAUCUUGCUGUACUUAGGUCUAUGAUGCCUACCUCUUACGUUCAAAGGGGGGAUCAAGCAUCAAUCAUAGGGGGAGCAAUUAAUUUUGUAAACGAGUUAGAGCAUCUCCUUCAAUCAUUGGAAGCACGGAAACGAUUGGAAGAAAGAUCAGAAAACUCCUCCCUUUCUUCACUCUUCUCCGAUUUCUUUUUCUUUCCUCAGUACUCAACUGGCUCGACCGGUACCCACCUUAGCUGCGCUGCGGCCGCCGGCAAACCAAUGGCUGAGAAACGAUCAUCUGCUGUUGCUGAUGUUGAAGUAACAAUGGUGGAGAGCCAUGCAAACCUCAAAAUACUGUCCAAAAGACACCCGAAACAGCUCUUAAAAAUGGUUUCCGCACUUCACUCUCUAGGCCUUUUCGUUCUUCACCUCAAUGUCACAUCUGUUGAAAAUAUCGUCCUUCAUUCUUUCAGUGUUAAGGUUGAAGAUAAUUGUGAGCUUACUACGGUGAAUGAAAUUGCAGCUGCUGUUUAUGAAAUGGUGGAUAGGUUUCAAGAAGAGGCACCUGCUUAAUUCAUAACUUUAGGUUGGGAUCCUAUUUUUAUUUUAUUUGCUAAUCUUUGCUUGCAUUGCAUGGCAGCCAUGAUAUCCAUAAAGCAAGAAAAAAAUGGG
Messenger RNA from Durio zibethinus, 1285 nucleotides. Its product is annotated as transcription factor bHLH94-like. Gene Ontology annotation, cellular component: nucleus. NCBI's taxonomy places the organism in Eukaryota, Viridiplantae, Streptophyta, Magnoliopsida, Malvales, Malvaceae. The record is from RefSeq and is a predicted model, not a curated record. Gene Ontology annotation, molecular function: protein dimerization activity; DNA-binding transcription factor activity. Gene Ontology annotation, biological process: positive regulation of DNA-templated transcription; guard cell differentiation; stomatal complex development.